GCGCCCCUCCCGCCCGCGUGCGCUCUUUCCCUCCCUCCACAACCGCCCUCCCACCUGGCCCUGCUCCCCCUCUCAUCCCCCCAGCCGGCCCGCAACGAAACUUUGGGAAAAGAAAGGGCCCUCGCGCCCCCUGCCCCCCUCCGGCAUCGCUGGCUCGGCUCAGCGCGCCCUUCCUUCCCCGCUAACAACCUGGGACUGCAGGGCAGUUCGGGCUGUUCGGGAUUUGGAAAAAGGGGGCGUGGAUUGAGACGCGAAGGAGGGGAUCGAGCUCUCGCAAGACAGGCAGUGAGCGCUCGGGUGUCUGACGGCCCUGGGCGCCAGUCCCCGCGUCCCUGUUUGUCAGCUGUGGGCCUCGGUCCUCCCUGUGCCUGUCUGUUAAAUGGGAUCGGUGGUGACCGCGGGCUGACGGUUGCUGCCAGGCUGUAAGGAGGUGACAGGUGCACAGCCCCUCCGUCGGAGCUCAGUGCGUUGGAGCUACCGUCGUCCUGGCUGGGGCCCCUGGUACUGAGCUCUUGAAGGUCUCUUCAGGAAGUGAAAAAAAGGCAGGCUGCAGGUCACCUUGCUACCGUUCACCGUUGCACUCAAGUUUAGCGUUUAUGGGGCAGUAAAAUCGCUUGUGGGUUAUUCUGUGUGGGUCAUUUCUAGGCCAUUUCGCCUGAACUCUUGGCUCUGGCAGGCUGCGUGGCCCUGUCCUUUGUUUACUUACAGGUUAUUUCCUCCUUCGGGGGCUACGGCCUGAGCCCUUACAAAGGGGAUGAACACAAGAAAAUAACAGUAGGCCUGCCCUCUCCAGGCACAGCAGAGGUGAGAUAGGCCUGGAUUUUCUUGGGUAGGCUGUGGAAAGCCAAGCCUUGGCCUGACUGAAAUGAUGUGGCCAGGAUUAGGCACCUCACUUGGUCAGCACCCUUAUUCUGGGUGAACUUGAGUUCACCCAGAAAUCAAGCCUAGCCUCAUAGGAGUAAGACAGUCGUUGAAUGUUUCCUGUCCCUCUGCGCAGCGUUCAGCAUCAACCCAGCAAGAUGCUGUAGGUUUCAGGCUGAAGACCCUUCUGGCCUAAUGUUUGGAGGGGAAACUCUGGGAGGCCUCCCACGGCUGAUCCAUAGACAUAAACCUGAAUUUUAUGUCUCUGUAGUCAAGUCCAAAGUCCCCUCCACGUGGCUGGGAAGGACAAGCAGUUUAAGCCGCACCCCUGCUUUGACGGAAUAGGUCAAGGGUUUACUGAGUGUGCCGUUCCCCUCUGCCUGCAGCACCCCCCGGCCUUGUACCCUCUGGGCUUCCCCUUCUCAGACCUCAGGUCAGAUAUCUCCUCCCCUGAGAACCUUCCCGAAUUCCUCUGAGGCCCAGUCGGGUCCCCCGGGAUGGCCACAGAUUGUUGGUCCGCAUGGCACUCACUACAAUCGCAGCCUGACAUUUUGCCCUCCUUUUAUCACAGUUUGUCCCCCAUCAAGGCAGCACCAGGUCAGUUUGCUCACAGCAGUGUCCCCAGCUCCUAGCACACGGCCUGGUGCGUUAGGCUCCCAGUAAGUAUUUGAGGAGGAGGAGCUGCCCCAACUCUUCCCAGCACCCCCAACACCAUCAGAGCAAAAGUCUGGCUUUCUUAGGAGCUGUUUUGCUUAGGUUUGUCCUUUUUUAAAAAAAAUUGAUCACGUUGUUUUAUCAUGAUACAUCCUAGAUUCAGCCUUAAAGACUGGCAUUAGCAAAAGGCUCAAGGCUUAAUUACCACAUGUUGAAGGUAGUGUCUUCUGAUGGCUCUUGUAUAACUUUAACUUGCUAACUUUAAAAAGUAUUUCUGUGCUUUGCUAACAACAAUCCACACUGAAAAGUAACUAAGUCUAUGUAAAAGAGAUGAGAUAAAAUUAUCGAGCGUUUCUGCGUGCCUGGAUUCCUGCUUAUCUCCUUUGGGAAUGGGGUCAUCUCUGUUUUCAAGAAACAUUUUGCACCCUAAUCUGAACGCUCUAACCGCCCCCCCCCGCCCCCCGCUGAACACACAAUACACGUUGCUGGCGAUGGUGGACGGUUGAUGAGAUGUUGAGAAACAAGAUGGCCACCUGACUUCCCACAGUCAUGGUAGAAAGCUCGUGUGGGACCCUCCCUCCCUCUCCGUUCUCUCCUUACUGCCCAGCUCACCCCUCAGAUGGCAGACGAUCAGGGCUGUGGCGUGGAGCAGGCAACUGGGGACUCAGCAAGCAGAGAUGCAGUUGAUGCUAAGCCAGACCGGUCUUCCUUUGUGCCAUCACUCUUCAGUAAGAAGAAGAAAAAUGGCUCGGGAAGAUCAGUCACGACCACCCAGGACCGAGUGCCUGCAUAUCAGUAUAACAUGAACUUUGAGAAGGUGGGCAAAUGCAUCAUAAUAAACAACAAGAACUUCGACAAAAAGACAGGCAUGGGCGUCCGAAACGGAACAGACAAAGAUGCUGAGGCUCUUUUCAAGUGCUUCAGAAACCUGGGUUUUGACGUGGUCGUCUACAAUGACUGCUCUUGUGCCAAAAUGCAAGAUCUGCUGAAACAAGCCUCUGAAGAGGACCACAGAAAUUCGGCUUGUUUCGCCUGCAUCUUACUAAGCCACGGAGGAAAUUUAAUUUAUGGAACAGACGGCGUGACAGCGAUAAAGGACUUGACAGCCCAUUUUCGGGGGGACAGAUGCAAAACUCUUCUAGAGAAACCCAAACUCUUCUUCAUUUCGGCUUGCCGGGGGACAGAGCUCGAUGACGGGGUCCAGGCUGACUCGGGGCCUAUCAAUGACACAGAUGCCAAUCCCCGAUACAAGAUCCCCGUUGAAGCCGACUUUCUCUUCGCCUAUUCUACAGUCCCAGGCUAUUACUCAUGGAGGAACCCGGGCAGCGGGUCCUGGUUUGUGCAGGCCCUGUGCUCCAUCCUGAACGAGCAUGGCAAGAGCCUGGAGAUCCUGCAUAUCCUCACCAGGGUGAACAACAGGGUGGCCAGGCACUUUGAGUCCCAGUCUGAUGACCACUUCCACGAGAAGAAGCAUCCAUGUGUGGUCUCUAUGCUCACCAAGGAACUCUACUUCUGAAAAUAACCAUCCCAGGGAUGCAUUCUAGCCGAAAAGCUACGGAUCAUUUGUUCAUGAGUCUUUUUUUUUUUUUUUUUUUAAUGCUCUUGAAAUACCAAGAAAUUCCAAAGGAUUUUAAUUUCAGGAACACUUGUUGAUUCAACAGGAAAGAAACUUUUCUGGUGCUGUCUUAUGUACCUAUGUUUUGGGAGAGGUUUUUUUUUGUGUUUUUUUUUUACAAUGUUAUCCAUUGAUGACUUCGUAAUUUCUUCUUAAGACUAAUUUUGUGUUUGUACUUUUCUCCUUGUUGUCUCAUUUAGUACAUACAACAAAAACGACCUCUGCAGAUGACUCUCGGCUGUGCCCACCAUGAUCAGUGGUGACACGGCAGACAGGAGUUCCUAUUUGCACCUGGCAAAGAGCGUUCCAGUGCUUGAGAAAAAGCAGUGUGUGUUCACCUGUAUUGCAGGAAAAGUGGGUAUUGAGUGUGAUUUGAGUGAUUUUUCAUUGGCUUAGGGCAGAUUCUCACGCAAAAAUUCCCAGAGAAGUUAAAGGAGAGGGAAAAAAAAUCAAUGAAUCUAAUACGUAUCAGACAGAAAACAGAAGCCAUACUAGGUGUUUCAAUAGAGGGGUUUUAAUAGAGGAGAUUGACUUACAAAGAUAAUCAAAAAGAAGCCAAAUAAAAGGAAUCUGGUACCAACCGAGGGCUAUGAAAAGGUGUGGUUCCCUUAAUCCAGAAGCUGGGGUAGCCCACAGGAACUGGCCACAUGGGCAUGGUGGGAAGCUGCCUGGUGAGAGCUGGAUCAACCAGGGAUAGUGGGGGUUGGAGCAUGGCACAGACAAAGCCCCUGCCUGAGAUGGGGCAAUACCAGCCCGAGUCAGAGUGGAAAAAUACCCCAGCUUCAUCUCUCCUGCCCUGAGUCUCCCCCUGGCACCCUACCCCUACCAGCAUUACCUGGAAGCCAGCUGGCAAGGGCCCUUGGAAAUGUGAUUUCAUGCAGUACAGAGCACGCAAAGCCUAGUGAGGCAGGGCAGGAACAAGAAAUGGAUAUCAGAAUGGCCCAUAAUGUGAAUAGAAGUCAUAUAUUACCUGAUGUCAGCAAUUCCUCCAUUCAAUCAUUUAUUCAUUGCGUUGUCAGAUAAUCUACGUAUUGCCCACUCUGUGCAAAAUAAUCUUUUUUUAGCUUUAGCAUAUACCUGGAACUUGGUUAGAUUAUUCCAAGCCUCAUUCUGAGUAAAUUUCUUGUUACCUCUAAUUCUAUUAUGUGGGCAACGUUUAUGGCAAAGAUUCUCGCACUUUGUUACAAGGUUACUUUUUGAAUUCUUGAUAAGUUACUAUUUUAUUCUGCCUAAUAACUGGUUAACACACAGAUGUUCAUAUUUAUUGAUUAAAAUGUGGUUGCUUAAUUCCUAA
Lynx canadensis (Canada lynx) is the source of this 4424-nucleotide messenger RNA. It is a transcript of the gene CASP7, whose product is annotated as caspase 7. The record is from RefSeq and is a predicted model, not a curated record. Gene Ontology annotation, cellular component: cytoplasm. NCBI's taxonomy places the organism in Eukaryota, Metazoa, Chordata, Mammalia, Carnivora, Felidae. Gene Ontology annotation, biological process: proteolysis; apoptotic process.